Cynara cardunculus var. scolymus (artichoke) is the source of this 1375-nucleotide messenger RNA. RefSeq lists its product as uncharacterized. Lineage: Eukaryota; Viridiplantae; Streptophyta; Magnoliopsida; Asterales; Asteraceae. The record is from RefSeq and is a predicted model, not a curated record. The annotation marks the transcript as partial. The transcript has a single exon.
ACGUCAACAUUUCAACUUGCAGACUCCAUUAAUGGAGCUUAUUAUUAUUAUCCCAAUUCCGACCUCUCCUUCUACCUUCUCUGCAAAAACUUAACGUUCAACAAUGUCUUCCUCCACCAUCCAAACAACCCUCAAUCGCCGACAGCUCUACAGUCAAAAACACUCCGAAUCCUCAACGCCAACAUCCUCCACUUCAUCCCCAUCUCUCUCCUCUUCCUCCCUCUAACCUUCUCCGCCGCUGUUUCCAUUCAAUUAUACAAAUCCUCCUCACCGGACAUCAGCGCCACCACCUACUUCGAUCCGCCCACCCUCCUCCUCAUCAAAACCAUAAUCGCCUCUUCUCAAAACCUCCUCUCUCUCAAAACCCUUAUUAUUGUCAUCGCUUUCACCUUCAUCGUCAUCCUCCCCGCCGUCGCCGGCAUAGCAUUGAUCACGUACAGCACAAACCAGGCUAUCUACCAUAAACAUCUCACCUUCUCCUCCACCAGCAAAUCGCUUUCGCGUUCUUACAUCCCCCUUCUUUCCACAGUCAUCGCCGGAUCGAUAAAACUAAUCCUCCUCUCCUUUUUCUUUACACUUUCCCCAGUCGCCAUCACCGAAGCCAUCAAAGCCUUAGGGUUCCCUUUCGAUCUAAGCAUCUUUUCGAUCUUCAUAAACUCAAUCGUGUUUUAUGCUCUAGCAUUCACUGUUGUAUUCUUCAUUGUAAUUUGGGGUUCUGGUCCAGCAAUCGCGGUGUUAGAACUAAAAUCAGGCCUCCAGCCUCUACGACAAAGCGCAAAUCAAUCAACCGAGUUUCGAUCCCAUUCAUUUUCAAUAGUAUUUGUCUCUGCCUUUGUUAUCGGCUCAAUGCUGUCAAACUUUGCUUUUUUCCCGAUCAUCGGAACUGCACCAAAGUGGAUCUCGAUUUUGAACGUUUCUUUCAUUUCUUUGUACUCAUCAGCGAUGAUUUUGUACUAUGUUGUAGCGAACACUGUGCUGUAUGUGCAAUGCAAGGUAGCAUGUGGCGAAGAGAUUGUGAAAUCGGCGGUGAAGGGGGAAGUUUCCGGCGAAUGUGUUAUAGUGGGUGUUGAUGAGGGAGACGAUAAGGUUCUUUUCCAUGAAGAGCCUGAGGAGGAGAUAUUUGGAGGUUUUACUCGUAUCUUGUGGGUCUUGCUUCUACUAUGGUUCAUUAUUUUUUUACUGCAGUUAUUAUGGUAAUUCUUUACCCGCUCUUAAGAGUCAACACAUUGUCACACACAUACAUUCGAUCAUGCACGUGUUACAAUACCACAAUAGCAGGCUUCAAGAGGUAUCUCUUUUGUUUGUGAAUGUUCUGAGAUUAAUUAACGUUGUAUCUUAUUUUAAUAAAAAAAACUACAAACAUGUUAUUGUAUUU